GCUCUAAACUUGUAAACUGCGUAUGGCGAAUUGACGUUUUUGGUUAUUUUUGUUCUUGCCUCGUGUUUACUUUAGUGUCUAAUUUCGGUCAUAUUGCAAAAAUUUAGUUGUGCAAUAAACGAAUCGAUAAUAUUUCGGUGCAAGACUAUUCCGCGAUACAGUGUAAUAUCGAUCCAUGCUUCCGGACUAGAUAUAUGUAUACAGUUUUAUCACGUGGUGGUGUGAUUUAUAUAAUUCUUGUUUACCGCACAACUGGAAACUUUGCGCAUGUGCGUCCCUUCAGUAACCUCAAAUAGUAGACAGAACACGGAUUCGGCAGGUUCCGGAUAUCCGGGUCGCGGUACGGCAGUUUCGGGUCUGUGAAUUCUGUGAUGUGCUAUCGCGGUGAGGGUUCGCGCCCCGCGUGUGGACGUUGGUGAUAUAGGACGCACGCCUGUCAUGGCUCAGACUCAGAUAUCGCGGAGCUCCGAGAGUGAUGCAUGGGCACUCCUCUCCCUCAAGUCGCCGCCUUCGCCGUCGAAGGUGCAGUGGGCGCAGGAGCCGGCUCCGAUAGCGAUCGCUCGUCUAGAUGGUCGCGACUUCGAGUAUCUCAUACGCCAGAAGAAAGUGGUUAUCGGCCGGAACUCUAGUCGGGGGCAGGUCGAUGUGAAUAUGGGACAUUCGAGUUUUAUAUCUCGCCGUCACCUGGAACUGUUUUACGACCACCCCGAGUUUUACUUGACGUGCAACAGCAAGAAUGGCGUGCUCGUGGACGGGGUGUUUCAACGCAAGGGAGCGGCCGCGAUGUUGCUGCCAAAAAGAUGCACACUGCGGUUCCCGUCCACGAACAUCCGGCUGGAGUUCCAGUCGCUGGUGGAGGAGAGCGGCGGCGGCGCCGGCGGUAGCACCACCGGCCCGCCGCUGCCGCCCCUGCGCAUCACGAUACCGAUGGACAGCGACGGCCGCAGCCCGGCGCCUUCACCCACAGGCACGAUAAGCGCAACGAACAGUUGUCCGACGUCACCGCGCGGGGCCGGCUCGUCGGGGCGGCGGCACGCGGACCUCGGCCUCGUGGCGCAGUACGCGGCGCUCGCUGAGCACCAGCGGCCCACCAACGGCAAUGCGGCGUCAUCCACUAGCGAUUACGUGCGCGAACCUCGCGACGUGCGUGACGUGCGCGACGUCCGCGACGCGCGCGACUCACGCGACUCGCGCGACGUGCGCGACGCGCGCGACUCCCGCGCCGAGGACGCAGCGAAGCCGCCGUACAGCUACGCGCAGCUCAUCGUGCAGGCGGUCGCCUCCGCGCCGGACAAGCAGCUGACCCUCAGCGGCAUAUACAGCUACAUAACGAAACACUACCCGUACUACCGCACCGCGGACAAGGGCUGGCAGAACUCGAUACGCCACAACCUGUCGCUCAAUCGGUACUUCAUAAAGGUGCCGCGCAGCCAAGAGGAGCCGGGCAAGGGCAGCUUCUGGCGCAUCGACCCGCAGAGCGAGGGCAAGCUCAUCGAGCUGGCGUUCCGUCCGCGCCGCCCGCGCGGCGUGCAGUUCCGCGCGCCCUUCGGCCUCUCCUCGCGGAGCGCGCCAACGUCGCCGUCGCAGGUGGGCGUGUCGGGGCUGGUGACGCCGGAGGAACUCUCGCGCGAGCCCACGCCGGAUCUGUUUACCGGUGAUGAGAGUGAUCACCAGGGCGGGCAACAGCGGCUGAACAACAGCAACAACAACAACAGCCACUCGACGCAGUACCUGUUCCCGCAGCGGUCCGGCGUCAGUCAGAGCGCGCCGGGAUCACCGGGUGCCGGCGGUUCACUGGGCGGCGGGCUGGUGAUGGCGGGUCACCACAUCACCGUCGUGACCAACGGCGCUGGCGGCGAGCGGGAAGAGAAGUACGUGGUGGGCACGACGGGCGGCGGGCUGGUGUCGAUCCCCGAGGAGGAGGUGCAGGCCGCCAACCUGCUGCUGCACCAGCACUCGCCCUACUACGCCGGGUACAGCGGCGAGGAGGGGUGCGCGCUGGGCGGCGAGCUGGUCAUCGAGGAGGCGCCCGACGAGCCGCCGCACAAGCGGGCCAAGCACCAUGUGUCCGACAUCGACGAUCGGCGCGCGUAUUGACGUCCCGCAAACCCGGGUGCGUGACGCAGGCCUCGCGCGCGCAGCCGCCCGCCGCCGCCGCCGGCCAAUCGCAGCGCGGCACCGCUAGCUCGCAGCACGGCCCCGGCCAAUCGCAUCGCGGCAUCGCCCGCUCGCAGCACGGCCCCGACCAAUCGCAUCGCGGCACCGCCCGCUCGCAACACGGCCCCGGCCAAUCGUAACACUGCACCGACCGCUCGCAGCACGGCACCGGGCAAUCGCAGUGCGGCACCACCCAAUCGAAGCGUGACGCCGGCAAAUCGCGUCGCGGCAUUGCCCAGCCGCAGCGCGACGCCGGCCAAUCGCAGUGCAGUUUCACAGCCGGCUGGUGAGAGCUCGGUGCUGCGCGCGCGGCUCUCGUUGGUACAACCGCGACGGGAGCGCUGAUUGGCUUAACGACUGUGAGAUAUACUGACUAGCGACUAUGUGUUAUAUUUCUAUGAUCAUUUAGCUUCGACUUAGGGGUAUAAAUCCAUAUAAAAGAAAUGAAAGAAUGAAAAAUUUAUUUAUCAGUGACAGCACAACACGCAGUUAUAAAAUAAACAAAUAUACAUGUUGCAAAAUUUAUUACUUCUAUGACGGAGUACUUCUGUUGGGUGAAGACAUUAAUAAAGAACAUAUAUAUUAUAUAAUAUAUUUUUUGGGAUAUUUAUAAUACUCAUUGUGAAAAUACAUAUUAUGUUAAGUGAAUGACACUGAUGUAAACAAUUCGAUGCACAGUCGCUAGCCAGUAUUAAUAUAAGGGAAGAAAAACUCAUGGUUGUUUGGUGUUUAAUUUUAAAAUGCAACAAAAUUGACUAGUAAUGUAUAUCGUGCCAAUAAAGAAUCGAUUAUGAUGUGGCCGUGAGCGAGAGGGAUAUAUGUAUAUCUCCACCAAUGCGUAAGCGAGAUAGCAUGAAUUUUCGUUUAUUUAGGCGUCGAUAUGUUUAAAUUGAAUUGACAAUAUAUCGUUGAAGUUGAAUUUAGAAUUGCGUUGCAAUGAGCCAAUCAGCGCUUGGGUGGUCUCGGGGUCCGACCAAUCAGCGCUCGCCACGUUCCGCGCGACCAAUCGCGGCGCGACACGACAAACUCGUCAAGAGUGUGGAUUUAGCAAUAAAUAGACUACGAUUUUAUGAUUUUGAACUUUAAAGUGUUAAGUAUACAGUGUCGUUUCGUGUGAUACGGUUUUUGAUUUUGCAUCGUAGUGCAUAUGCGUAUAUACAUGUUAUAUAAAUAUAUAUAUAUUUUUCUCUAUUCCUAAGUUUACACCGAACUCGUACAUGUGUGUACUGUGACGCGUACAGUUGACAAAAAAAAGGGAAGUGAUGGUUGUCGUUGCCGACUGUACCACAAAUAAUAUAAGUGCAAUGCUACAGAUGUCUGUAAUAUGUUAGUUAUAGUUGUAAACACCAAAAUCGCAUUAAUUAUUAUAUUUAAAUGGAACGGCUAAGCUUAGCUAUGAUAUUCUUAACUUUAGGCCCCGUGCUAAUAAAUUUUUAAUUUGUGAUAAACUAUGUUUUGUCUCAUUCUCUCACAAAGUACUUGACGCAAGCUAGAAUGCGACAAAACAUCUUUUUAACGGCGAGGUUUCUUAGCGAAGGUGUUAAGGUGAUAAUAACUUUAAAUUGUAAAAAAAAAAAAACAAAUGUUGAUAAAUUUUCUCUUACGAAAAUUAUGAAUAAGGUUAGCUUUGAUAUUUUGUAAUUAUCAUUACCAGCUAAUGUUUUGGUCACAAACGUAUUGUAUCGAAGAGCUACACGCAAUGAAUAUACGAAUUUCGAACGAAGUACAAGUUUUUUAAAGUUUUCCUAGUGAAUUAUAUUAAAUUGGUAAUGUGCUUGUUCGUUUUGAUAAUUCCGUUUUGUCAAUGAGAAAUCGACCUUGCCGCUUUGAUAAAUGAGCAGGAAUUCGAGGCAUAUUCGUUCGUGAACAAUCGCAAACACAGCUCAUAAUUUUAUAAUGCUUUCAGUCAUCGAAUUUAAUACUAAAUAUAUCGAUACAUUACCAUUUAUCGGAGUUACAAAAUGGUCAAGUACAAAAUUAUAUUAACUUCGUUAUAAAAAUUAAUGGAAACCCAAUAAUUAUUGGAUAUCAGCGAAAUACUUAUAUAGUAUUUCACAUUGAAUUUCUAUUAAAGAACAUUGAUUUAUACAAUAAUGUAUUCAACGAGCUGAGAUUACAGAAUAUGUAAUUUAAAAUAAAUAUAGUUAAAGAAACGAAACAACGCGCUUGUAAUAUACUGAUUCUUGAUAAGUGGUCAAAAUAUGGAUACAGUGGGCCAAAAUAGAGUCUCAAAGGGUUGUUUCUAUAUAAAUAUAUAAACAAACAGAGAUAAAACUAAUAAAAGCGAGAAGACAUCCUCAUACAGAUAAACAGACACCAGACAAAUAGAUACAGUCAAUAAAUACACAGUUUGUUUUAUAUAUUUCUUUGCUUUCAAUCAGAAAUAAUCAUACAAAAUGAUGAUUAAUUAUAUUCAUAUUGAAAAACUGUAACAUUCCAUGGAUUUUGGUAACAUACAUAAUCUGUUUGAUAUUUACUCUACAGUUAAGGUGUAUGCAAAAGAAAACAAAAAAGAACAGCGUACACUUAGAUAUUUUGUUCUCGUCUCGUUGAUACGUUCUGCUCAUUCAUACAACCCUCGAAUGUGUGUAUAGGUCUUUGUAAUACAUAUAAUAUGUAGUGCUUCGGAGGUGUGGGGUAAUUUCAAUAGUAUAUAAAUAAUUUCAAUUGAAUUUCAAAAACCUAAGAGAAUGAGUUGAAAAAAACUAUCUUAACAGACGAUGAUAUGAUUCUAUUAAAAUGUAGAUGGUUUUGUCCAUUAAUAACCAUUCUCUCAGCGUACAAAUUGUCUUGAACUUAUUUAAAAAUUAAUGAAAUUACACAAUUACUAAGAAAUCCUCCAAAGCAAAUGAACAAUUAGACAAUUUUGUUAUCGAUUGUAAAGUUUAAUCCAAGGGUGUUGAAAGGCGAAUCUAAAAUAUUAUUACUAAUUUUGUAAAGCAAAAACGCUUAUUAUUUGUGAAAAAAAUCUCAGUUUUGUUAUGGCCCUUUUCACACUAGGUCAAAAUAUAAUUAUGAACUUACAUUGUUGAAUCUUUAUUACUCGAUUGGAGUUUAUAAAAUUGACACUUAGAUUUUUUGAUUUAAUACCAUAUGAAAGCAAAUUUCUCGCGAAGUGUUUAAUAGAUUACUGUUUAUUGUAUUCCGAUUAAAUAUUUCUCUCCCAUGGAUAAUUCGGAUGGAUGAUUUCGCUUCAAUUGACUGGAUCGAAACGGAAACGAAAAGCCACUGAAAAUAUUAUCUUUGUGGGUGGUUUUUGUUGAAAAUGAUAAAUUUACCAAAAUGUAUUUUGACGAUCGUUAAUACUAUGACCCUGUGAUUAUAUUGUGUCUAAUGAUAAAUUGGAUGGCAAAUAUUAUGAAAUUUGUACGUAUUAAGGUGUUUUCACACUGGUACGGCGAAUCAUUUAACAUUGUGUAGUGUGAACUCUCCUAUAUAAAGGUUUCGGUGUAACAUACACAUGUAUAAAAAUUAUAUACUACGGUUAUUAUAUAAUUAAAUCUUAGCACUAUAAUAUUAUAUAGUUAUAGCGUAUAUUAGUGUAUAAAUAUAAAACACGGAAAGCACGUAGUUUUUAGCAUUUAAAAGUAUAUAAUGUAUAACCUAGUGAGAGGCUUUAUUAAUGAAAGUUUGUUCGACGCUCCCAAUAUAUCGAAUAUAGCGAUCAAAGAGUUGCAUUAAAACUGGCAUAGCCGUUUAUGAUAUAGGUGUGUGUGUGUGCCUCGGCUGGACCGGUGUGUGUGUGAACGCUAAUAUAUUUUUGGAUGCGCGAGUGUAACACUGUGUGUGUGGUCCAGUGAUUAUGUGUUAGGAGAGAUAUUUUGGUGUGUUAUUACAAUACAAUAUGAUAAAUGGUUUCUUUAUUUGAAAUUAAAAAAAAAAGUUAUAAAUUUGUCUAUGACAGGUCUAUAAGUUCUGAAUUUGGUUUUUAAUCUAUGGCAAAUGUGAUUUCAGCUCAAAAAUGUUUUGUAUUUCAUAAAUAAAUUAGAUAUCGUUGUUCUGUUUUAUCGUAUCGUUUCAUGGUUUCCCAGUGAUUUGAAAUAUCUAUUAAAAUUUAAAUAGUAUCAAAUUGUACCAUGUAUGUAGUAGCAUACCAACAUAUGGAAUGAAUGAACAUAACAUUAUCAUUAUUCAUUCACAUUUGGUCGGAAUGGUUACGUGUAAUAUACGUACGAAGAAGGGAUAUUGGUUAGAUUUUUAAAACAUAAUCUUCUCAACUGACCAUAAAUCUUUGACCAUGUCAGUUGGUGACCAUAGACAAGCGUCUAUGACGGAGGUGAACCGUGCAUUAUUAUUUUUUUUUUAGUUAUUGUGAAUAUUAUUUUAUGUUCUAACAGAUACCCGUAGCGGUAUCUGUGAAUGCUUCAAUUUGAAAUUUAUUAAUGCGAGUCGCAGGACGCAAUAUCUCGGCAUUUUAAAUGCCACUGCAACCAAAUGCGUUCAAAAGUUUCUAGCUUUAGUCGACGUUCAUUUAUCGCCGCAAAUGAAUGUUACUGUUAUUGUAUGACUCGGCUUUUAGGUUAGUAUUGGAAAAUAUAUUGUAUGGUACAUAAAUGCCUUUAUGGAAAUAAAACAAUUUAGAUUUACGCUGUUUAUUUAUUGAAUAACCUAGUUUUUUGUUGGUCAUGCUAAUUCGGUGGUACAUUUCUUUCCCUUGAUAUGGUUUUUAUGGUUGUGUUGAUAAAGAUCGAGUAAUAUAAUUCGCUUCAAGAUAUCACAGUCAGUUUUCCAAUAAAUCAGUUUCGUAAAUAAUAUCUGAUUUUGCUUCAAAAAUGUGAUGGCUGCGGCGUUAAAUGAGCGUCGACUUUGAAUGGUUUUGUCAAUGUCAUUGUGUAUAUUUCCCAAUAACAGUUAGUGGAGGCGCUCGAGCCACCGUUUUAUUAUUGACAAAUUUUAAUAAAUAAACGUAUUUUAUCUCCUU
Molecule: messenger RNA, 7078 nt
Organism: Zerene cesonia (dogface butterfly)
Lineage: Eukaryota; Metazoa; Arthropoda; Insecta; Lepidoptera; Pieridae
Gene: FoxK
Product: forkhead box protein K1-like
Exons: 11
Coding region: 439-2097 (552 amino acids)
Biological process (GO): regulation of transcription by RNA polymerase II
Molecular function (GO): protein binding; DNA-binding transcription factor activity, RNA polymerase II-specific; RNA polymerase II cis-regulatory region sequence-specific DNA binding
Source: RefSeq, a predicted model, not a curated record